UCAGCCGCUCCCCCCACAAAAAAUUCCAAAACCCAAAUUGCCCUAACACGACAUCGUUUCCCCGCGAGUAGAUCUCACUUCACACGCCCGAGGAGGUGCUUGUUCCGUUGCCGAAAAUUAGAAAACGAAAGGCAGGGGGAGGGGAAACGAACAGCGUCGUCUCCCAUUAUUAUAGCUGCCGCAGUGCAGCUCCCAUGGUGGCCGUUUCUUUUGCGGAGCAGAAGCGUGUUGCUCAAGUUGCUUGCUAUUUCCGAUCUAUUCCACCGUCUUUGUAGAAUCAUUCUCUCGCUUCAAUCCAUCUCAGGUUGCCAAACAAGGGGAUGCAUGUGAAUGAUGGUUCUCUGUUUGGUUGUUAAGAAAAGUGCAGUAGAUGUGGACUAAAGAGGAGAAAGGAUCUUCUAAAUAUUUUUCAUUCUUUCUAUUUUCUUUUCCAGAGCACUUACUUUUCUGUUUCUUGCUUUGGCCUUACAUUCUGCAAUUUUUUCAUCUUCCUCUUUCUCACAGCGUUAGCUUCCUUCCGAUCAAUUUGAAGGUCCGAUUCCGGAAGCUGCUGCAUCCAGUCAUGCAUUGUUGUGCUCAAUAUUGUGAUGAUGAUCCACUUUUUGUCUAUCCAUGGAUGGGCAUUGUUGCAAAUAUUCCAACCCAUGAGGAUAAAGAUGGAAGGAGAAUAGGAGAAGGUGGAAGAAGACUCAAGGAGGAGCUGACAAUGAAAGGGUUUAAUCCUUUGAAGGUUCAUCCUAUAUGGAGUACAAAAGGGCAUUCAGGAUUUGCCAUAGUUGAAUUCAACAAAGAAUGGGAUGGUCUUAAGAAUGCAAUAAUGUUUGAGAAUAGUUUUGAAAGCAAGCAUUGUGGCAAAAAGGAAUUUUUUGCCUCAAGACAUCUAGGAGAUAAAUUGUAUGGCUGGGUUGCACGUGAUGAUGACUACAGGUUUGAAGGUCCAGUUGGUAAUUAUCUUCGUAAACAUGGAGAUUUGAAAACUGUUUCUGGAAAAGAAGCUGAAGAUGCAAGGAAAGCCGCGACACUGGUAUCAAGCCUUACCAAUACUUUGAAGACAAAGAAUCUGCACCUUAAGGAAAUUGAAGGUAAAUAUCUUGAGACAAGUGCAACAGUUAACAAAGUGAUGGAAGAAAAGGAGGAAAUGAUUAAAUCUUACAAUGAAGAGAAAAAAAGAAUGCGGCAGGCUUCUCAUGAUCAUUUUAAGAAAAUUUCCUUGGAGCACGAGAACAUUACAAUGGAUCUAAAAAAUCAGCAAAGGGAAUUGGACCGGCAAGAGAAAGAACUACUGCAACGUGCAGUCCAUAAUAAAUCUGAGAGAAGAAAACUAGAACUCGAGAAGAAGAUGAAUGAGAGAGCAACCCUGGAGCAGAAAAAGGCAAAUGAGAAUAUGCUAAAGCUGGCUGAAGAUCAGAAGAGAGAAAUGGAGCAACUUCACAAAAAAUUCAUUGAGCUGGAAAAGAAGGUUGAUGCGGAACAUGCUCUAAAAUUGGAGAUAGAACGCUUGAAAGGAGCUUUACAAGUUGUGAGACAUAUGGGAGAAGAAGAUGAAGAUGUAGAAACAAAGCAAAAGCUGGUUGAGAUUGCGGAGAAUUUAAAGCGAAAAGAAGAAGAAUUGGAAUAUUUUGAAGUACUUAAUCAAACUCUCAUUGUCAAAGAACGCAAAUGCAAUGAUGAAUUACAAGAGGCUCGCAAGGAGUUAGUCAGUAGCUUAAAAGAUGUGAAAACAUCUGCCAAUAUUGGUGUCAAGAGGAUGGGAGAGCUUGACAAUAAACCAUUCCACACCGCAGCCAAGAGAAGAUACCCAGCUGAUGAGGCAGAUGAGAAAGCAGCAGCACUGUCGUCAAUGUGGGAGGAUUGUCUUAUGGAUCCAAAGUGGCAUCCUUUCAAGAUUAUCACUGACAAUGAAGGAAAUCCUACUGAGAUGAUCAAUGAAAAAGAUCAAAAAUUGAUUAAUCUGAAGAAUGAGUUCUGUGAUGAAGCAUACAAUGCUGUAAUUACUGCCUUGAAAGAAUUGAAUGAGUACAAUCCAAGUGGUAGGUACCCAAUACCAGAGCUGUGGAAUUUCAAGGAAGGAAGGAGGGCAACACUGAGUGAGGGAGCAGUACAUAUACUGAAUCAAUGGAAACAACUUAAAAGGAGGAGAAAAUAAAAGGUUUGAGUGUUUAUCAGAACUUCAACUGUACAUCCUUGAGGUCAUUAAUUUUAAGAGUUGCAACAUUUUAUGGUCUGUUGCUGUCUGAGUUAUCUUUACCAUUACUGAUCAGAUGGAACUACUGAAAUCUUAAUAACUUUGCCUUUCCCAAACUUGGCUAAGUCGUCAGUAGAUGGUUUACACAGACAUGGUAGAAUAAUUAACUAGUUCAGUUUUUUCUGGAACUACUCUCAGCUAUAUAUUUAGUAAUUACCACAUUCCAUAGAUGGCUCGUUGGUACUUUUUCCCCUUUAUAGUCGGAGGAAAUCAAUUGCAGUCUUGACU
Molecule: messenger RNA, 2473 nt
Organism: Rubroshorea leprosula
Lineage: Eukaryota; Viridiplantae; Streptophyta; Magnoliopsida; Malvales; Dipterocarpaceae
Source: the annotation of a GenBank genome assembly